Molecule: messenger RNA, 721 nt
Organism: Symsagittifera roscoffensis
Lineage: Eukaryota; Metazoa; Xenacoelomorpha; Acoela; Convolutidae
Product: MORN repeat-containing protein 2-like
Exons: 6
Coding region: 128-565 (145 amino acids)
Source: RefSeq, a predicted model, not a curated record
CGUGCGUUCAAUCGUAACACCAAUCGAACUUCAGUGUGGUUUAAUAUACGUGCAUUUUUGUCUAUUUUUCAGAUUCUGUAUUGUUUAUUUGAUCUGAUUUUUUUUGGAACCAAUAUUGAGCUGUAAAAUGCCGCCCAAGAAGACAAAGAAACAAGUUGAGGAUGAAGAGCCCCGGAUGAUGAAUGGAGUGUUUAUGUUUCCAAAUGGCGACAGAUACGACGGUGACUACAUGCGCAAACCAGACGGGACCAUUUUCAGACAGGGACAAGGCUGUCACACUGCCUCAGAUGGGACCAAGUACGAGGGCGAGUGGCUCAAUGACACCAUGACAGGCCAAGGAUCAGUGGAGUACCCCUCCGGAGCCAGUUACGAGGGAGAGUUCAACGAGAACAAGUUCCAUGGCAGUGGGCGCUACAACUGGCCAGACGGCGCCGUCUACUCCGGACACUUCGAGGACAACAGGAUCUGUGGAGACGGGGAAUUCCUGGACCCCGAUGGACAAGCAUGGGUGGGCAAUUUCGACAACAAAAUGGCUCUGGGACUCAAGUUCAAACUAGGACUCUAAAUGACGUAAUUCACAGUUCCUCAUCUCCUCAUUUCGCAACAACUUUCUAGAACAUAUAGUUUCAUAUUUUUAAAUUUCGUAUUUUACCUUAGUUUUAUCAUUUUUUUGCUUCUGUUUGUUUGUUAACAUUGUUAAAUUAACGUGAUUUUACCAUAA